ACACACUUAUAUAAAAAGGGUAGGAAGGGUCAGACACCAUCUGGGUACUCUUAGUCCUCCCUGCCCCUCCUCCCUCACACCACCCCAGUCUCUCCCCCUACUGUCCUCCCCCACCUCCAGGUGAUCAUGGCAUCAGAAGCAGAAAAAACAUUCCAACGGUUUGCUGUCUUCGGAGAAUCAUCAAGUGGUAGCACUGAAAUUAACAACAAAAACUUCUCCAAGCUGUGCAAAGAUUGUGGCAUCAUGGAUGGCAAGACGGUUACCUCCACUGAUGUGGACAUUGUGUUCAGCAAAGUCAAGGCCAAGAAUGCCCGAACCAUCACAUUCCAACAGUUCCAGGAAGCAAUGAAGGAACUGGGCCAGAAGCGGUUCAAGGGGAAGAACCCAAAUGAAACCCUGGAGGACAUUUAUAAACUCAUGGAAGGCAAGGACCCAGCUACCACUGGUGUUACUAAAGCAACAACCGUGGGAGGAGUGAGCCGGCUGACGGACACCAGCAAGUACACUGGAACCCACAAGGAGCGCUUUGAUGAGAGUGGCAAGGGCAAAGGUAUUGCAGGAAGGGAAGAGGUGACCGACAACUCAGGCUAUGUGGGUGGCUACAAGGGUGCUGGCACCUAUGAUAAGAAGGACAACAAAUAGGGAGCAGCCUUACUUAGUCUGCCAGCCCUCAACCCUGCAUCUUUAACACCAGGGAGCUCAGGGAACAAUAAACAUUUGUGUGUGCAGCA
Messenger RNA from Miniopterus natalensis, 731 nucleotides. RefSeq names its product tubulin polymerization promoting protein family member 2 (gene TPPP2). Gene Ontology annotation, biological process: microtubule bundle formation; microtubule polymerization; positive regulation of protein polymerization. The record is from RefSeq and is a predicted model, not a curated record. Gene Ontology annotation, cellular component: microtubule. NCBI's taxonomy places the organism in Eukaryota, Metazoa, Chordata, Mammalia, Chiroptera, Miniopteridae. Gene Ontology annotation, molecular function: tubulin binding.